AUGGCUGACGGUAUUACAGAGAUUGACGCCAACUUGAUUGAGACCAACUAUGACAAGGUUGUGUACUCCUUUGACGACUUGAACUUGAAGAAGGAGAUUCUCAGAGGUAUCUACGGUUACGGUUACGAGAACCCAUCUUCUAUCCAACAACGUGCCAUUGCUCCAAUCAUCGAAGGUAACGAUGUUCUUGCCCAGGCUCAAUCCGGUACCGGUAAGACUGCUACUUUCACCAUCUCUGCUUUGCAAAGAAUUGACGAGACCAAGAAGGUUACCCAAGUCUUGAUCCUUGCCCCAACCAGAGAGUUGGCUCUUCAAAUCCAGAACGUUGUUCUCAGUAUUGGUCAACACAUGGAUGUCUCCAUCCACGCCUCCAUUGGUGGUACCUCCAUCCAAGACGAUAUUGAGGCCUUCAAGAAGGGUGCUCAGAUCAUUGUCGGUACCCCAGGUCGUGUCUACGACAUGAUUGCUCGUCGUAUCUUCAACACCUCCAACGUUAAGAUGUUCAUCUUGGAUGAGGCCGAUGAGAUGUUGUCCUCUGGUUUCAAGGAGCAAAUCUACAACAUCUGUUCCCUCUUGCCAACCACCACCCAAGUUGUCUUGUUGUCUGCUACCAUGCCACAAGAUGUCUUGGAGGUCACCACCAAGUUCAUGAGAAACCCAAUCAGAAUUCUUGUCAAGAAGGAUGAGUUGACUUUGGAAGGUAUCAAGCAAUUCUUCAUCAACGUUGAGAAGGAGGAGUUCAAGUACGACUGUUUGGUUGAUCUUUACGACACCAUCUCCGUCACCCAAGCUGUCAUCUUCUGUAACACCAGAAGAAAAGUUGAGGAGUUGACUGAGCGUUUGACCGCUGACAAGUACACCGUUUCUGCUAUCCACUCUGAGUUGUCCCAACAAGAGAGAGACACCAUCAUGAACGAGUUCAGAACCGGUUCCUCAAGAAUCUUGAUCUCCACCGAUUUGUUGGCCCGUGGUAUCGAUGUCCAACAGGUGUCCCUUGUCAUCAACUACGACUUGCCAUCCAACAAGGAGAACUACAUCCACAGAAUUGGUAGAGGUGGUCGUUUCGGUCGUAAGGGUGUUGCCAUCAACUUUGUCACCGACAAGGAUGUUGGUAUGAUGAGAGAUAUUGAGAAGUUCUACUCCACACAGAUUGAGGAAUUCCCAGCCAACUAUGAUGAUAUCUUCAACUAA
This is a messenger RNA of Williopsis jadinii, 1191 nucleotides long. RefSeq lists its product as uncharacterized. The transcript has a single exon. Lineage: Eukaryota; Fungi; Ascomycota; Saccharomycetes; Phaffomycetales; Wickerhamomycetaceae. The record is from RefSeq and is a predicted model, not a curated record. The coding region runs from base 1 to 1191 and encodes 396 amino acids. Gene Ontology annotation, molecular function: RNA helicase activity; ATP binding; RNA binding.